GUUUGGCGCGGCGCAAGCAGCCCGAACUGCAGCCGUUGGUGAUCUAGGACUAAGACAGGAGCCUGGCCACUCCCUUCGAUGCUUCGUCGAGGGGCGAUGGCUUCGGCGCCGUGCUCGAAGAUCGGGCGCCCGGCGGUGAGACGCGAGAUGCCGGCUGCUCCUCGCGAGCCGCGGGGCGCGCGGCGGAGGGAACUGCAGCCGUUGGUGAUCUAGGACUAAGACAGGAGCCUGGCCACUCCCUUCGAUGCUUCGUCGAGGGCGAUGGCUUCGGCGCCGUGCUCGAAGAUCGGGCGCUGGCGGUGAGACGCGAGAUGCCGGCUGCUCCUCGCGAGCCGCGGGGCGCGCGGCGGAGGGAACUGCAGCCGUUGGUGAUCUAGGACUAAGAAAGGAGCCUGGCCACUCCCUUCGAUGCUUCGUCGAGGGCGAUGGCUUCGGCGCCGUGCUCGAAGAUCGGGCGCCCGGCGGUGAGACGCGAGAUGCCGGCUGCUCCUCGCGAGCCGCGGGGCGCGCGGCGGAGGGAACUGCAGCCGUUGGUGAUCUAGGACUAAGACAGGAGCCUGGCCACUCCCUUCGAGCUUCGCGAGGGAUGGCUUCGGCGCCGUGCUCGAAGAUCGGGCGCCCGGCGGUGGACGCGAGAUGCCGGCUGCUCCUCGCGAGCCGCGGGGCGCGCGGCGGAGGGAACUGCAGCCGUUGGUGAUCUAGGACUAAGAAAGGAGCCUGGCCACUCCCUUCGAUGCUUCGUCGAGGGCGAUGGCUUCGGCGCCGUGCCCGAAGAUCGGGCGCCCGGCGGUGAGACGCGAGAUGCCGGCUGCUCCUCGCGAGCCGCGGGGCGCGCGGCGGAGGGAGGGGCGGAGGGGGCGCCCGCCCAGCGACCCGAGCCUGGCAGGACAGCGGCAGCCAAAGACGAGGGAAGGAGCGGGGGGGCUCUGGAGAGCUGCUGCGGGAUACGUUCGGCGCAACGGGCGCGUGGCACAGCCAACGGGGGUGAUUUGUGAGACAGACCAUCUGCCGGGCGAUGGCCAUAACCUUGCGUCUACACGUAUUCCGCGGGUGCUCUCAAGAGCUGCUGCGGGAUAAGUUGGGUGCAACGGGCGCAUGGCACAACCAACGGGGCAGAGGAAAUCGAAGAAAAGAAGGACAGCGAGGACCACCAUGCGGCUGUUGAAAAAUACGUACGACAGCGGAGUCGCAGUCGAACGCAGGUAGGCUUGCCACACCUUGCCAUAUGUGUGGCGCAAGAGGUAGCGCCACACCUGGCGACUGCAGUUGAAAAGAUCCGAAACCAGACUUUGAAAGAUGUCUCUAGCGAAGCUGUCGUUUCAAGCCUAUGAAGCCAACGUUGAGCACACCGGGUUUCAAAUGUGGGUGGAUAGUUCCUUAGGUCAACGCCCCGACGGUAGUUUGCACACGAAUGCUUCGGGGAGCUGGACACUGGCGGCGGCAUGGCCACGGCAGGCGCGAUCGGACCACGCCAGAGCAAACGUUUCCUGCUU
Messenger RNA from Prorocentrum cordatum, 1493 nucleotides. The record is from the annotation of a GenBank genome assembly. NCBI's taxonomy places the organism in Eukaryota, Dinophyceae, Prorocentrales, Prorocentraceae.